This is a messenger RNA of Nicrophorus vespilloides, 384 nucleotides long. Its product is annotated as NADH dehydrogenase [ubiquinone] 1 beta subcomplex subunit 7-like. NCBI's taxonomy places the organism in Eukaryota, Metazoa, Arthropoda, Insecta, Coleoptera, Silphidae. Gene Ontology annotation, cellular component: mitochondrion. The record is from RefSeq and is a predicted model, not a curated record. The coding region runs from base 1 to 384 and encodes 127 amino acids. The transcript has a single exon.
AUGGGCAAUUUUGUGCAUAAAAACAUAACAUGCCAAUUCUCGAAUGGUUACCAUUUGUGGAAGCAUCCGGAAGUGACGCCGCAUCCUCUGGAGGCGCCGAAGAACGAUCCGUUGGAGGGGUUCUCCAGGCCGCGGAAAGUGCGUACCAUGAGGCACACCCAGGAGGAACUAGAGUCCGCAAAGAUCCCUUUGAAGAAUCGCGACUACUGUGCGCACGAGCUGCUCAAGUUCAAGGCGUGUCGGAAAGACAAGUGGCCGUUUCCGGUGUUCUGCAAACCGGAAAAGCACGCCUACCUGAAUUGUAUGUACGAGGACUUCGUGUUGCGGAUGAAGGAGUACGAGCGUGAGCGGCGCUUGAUGGUUCGAGAACAUCGACGUGAAUAG